Brettanomyces bruxellensis is the source of this 2220-nucleotide messenger RNA. RefSeq lists its product as uncharacterized. Gene Ontology annotation, biological process: regulation of DNA-templated transcription; chromatin remodeling. Lineage: Eukaryota; Fungi; Ascomycota; Pichiomycetes; Pichiales; Pichiaceae. The transcript has a single exon. Gene Ontology annotation, cellular component: nucleus. The coding region runs from base 1 to 2220 and encodes 739 amino acids. Gene Ontology annotation, molecular function: ATP-dependent H2AZ histone chaperone activity. The record is from RefSeq and is a predicted model, not a curated record.
AUGACUUCAGAUUCCGAUGUGGUUGACUCAAGCGAAGAUGAGGAACAGUUUGAGAGUAUUAUCGCUCAUAGGGAGAGACGUUCAAAUGCAGGUACACGAAUGAGAAGGCUGAUAGAUAUGGAAAAGGCCGGAGAGGCAGAGUUGGAAAUGGAAAUGGAGGAUGAUGAUAAAGAUGUUGAUCUUCUUUUCCAGGAAGAUGAGAAUGAUGAAGAAUUUACUGAGGGCUCUGAAGAGGGGUCCAUAGGAGGUUCCGAAGAAGAAGAAAAUGGUGAGCAGAGGGAAGAAAGUGAAAGAGAAAGUGAACCAGAAGAUAAGGAUCUUGACGAGAAUUUUAGUUCGGAUACGGAGCUCAGUAGUUCAGGAUCUGAAUCCGAUGAAAGUGCCGGAGAAAGAGAAUUGCAGGCAGAAGAGAAACUUAAAAAGAAGCAGAAACGAAAGAGAGCGCUUGAAAUACCUUUGGAACCUUCAAAGAAAAAGCCGAAGGUGAAAAAGAGCAACAUCGCACCGCCAGCAAUUCCUAGGAGAAGAAAAUAUUCAACGAGAAAAUCAACAGUCAAGAAAACAGAGGCAGUUAUGAAAAGAUGGAAAGAGAGUCAGGAAAAGAAAAAGCACAUGAAACCGGUUCACAAAGAAGUUUACGUUCCAAAGACAUUGAAAGAAAGGUUAGAGGAAGCUAAGAUCACUGAAAAGGAGAAUACGCUUUCUCUUAAUCAAUAUUUUGAAAGGGAGGAAGCCAGAAAAAGACGGCAGAAGGAACUUGCUGAAAGUAGGAAGCCUAAAAUCAAGCAGUUCAUUCGCUUUUACAGCAGUGCAGUGUAUGUUACACCAAACGAAGAAGUAGAGAAUAUAGAGAAAGAGCGUUUAAGGCAGGAAAAGAUAGAGGAGGAAAGAAAUAAGAGGAAGAGGUCUGGCAGACGAAAAAGAAGAAAGACGCCAACUGUUGAUUCGGCAGAAAAGAAUAGCAAUAAAGAUACUUCUCAAAAUGUGGUUAAAAUUCCAAGCAAUGGUGAUCAGAAAGAUGCAACUCAGGGUGAAAUCAACUCUGUGAGAAGCAAUGUGAAUCACAAUUCUAAAUUUACAGAAGCAAGCACUGAAAAUUCAAAACAUGAAGGUAACCAAAGUGCUAGUAAUAAUGAUAUUAUCGGUUCUGCCUCCAACUCUUCAAGAAAUGCCAAUAAAGUCGCAGAUACUAAACUUGCACCAUCUGUAGAGCAGGAUAAAGAUAGCAGAAUGGGAACUGAAAACACAGAACAAGUAAAUAAAAGCAUAUUAAAGGAAAAUGUUGUUGAUGCUAAGGAAACUAAGACAGACGAUGAUACCAAAAAGUCAGAUAGGGGAAACAGUGAGCGGACUGAGAUAACGAAUACUGGUACUGGCAUUUCAAGUAGUAAGGAGAAUAUUCAAAGAAAACUUGGCUCGAUACCAGGAAUCAAGUCAGAAGUCACAAUCGAUGAUAAACAGAAAGAUAAUUCGGAUUAUAAACAGAAAACUGCCUUGGAUGACAAGGUGGAAAGUAAAGCAGAAGUUAAUUUGGUUGAUAAGACAGAUGCUAAAUUAGAAAUUAAUCAUGAAGGACAGAAAGAUACUUUGAACACAUCUGGAGACAAUAAGGAGACCCCGAAAUUGAUCUAUGAGGGGCCAUCUCAAUAUGUUGCUGUUAAUUAUGUGUCAUUUGAGAAAUUUUCAAGGAAGUUGACCGAAAAGGAUAUUAAAACGUCUUUAUUCGGAAAGCAAUCGACUUUGCCUGCAGAACGCAGAGAUCCACACUUUACAAAUAUUUGCACGAUACGGCAGGAUAACUCGACAGAUCUUAGCAUCAAGCGCCUCAAGGAAGAUCGAGAAGCAAGCUUAAAGAGUAUAUUAAAGCUUCCACGUUUUGGGGAGAAGUACAAGGUUAUAGAGGAGAAGAAGGAAGAAAAGCAAAAGGAGAAAGUGGAAGCCAACAUCACAACACCUGCUCCUGUUGGGAUUUACUUACCAAAUGGUAAAAAGAAGGAAUGUCCAAUCAGUGGUGAAAGUGCAACAUACUAUGAUCCUGGAAGCGGUGUUCCAUAUAGUUCAGUGGAAUGCUUCAAGAUCUUGCAAAAAGUGGCUGCAGGUGAAUAUUACUGGGGACAAAUUGAUGACGGUGGGGUGAAUUCCCAAUUUAAGGGAGGAAUCGGUUGCUACAUGGGUGAAGUAUCAGGACGUCACGCGAAGGGUGUUCCUAAAGGCUUUUGA